AUGGACGACGCAACCAAAGCAGAGUACGACGCCCAAUCACAACAACUACGCGCCGACUUGAAGUCGUGGGAAAGCGACUGGGCCAAGACACACAAGGGCCAGAAGCCUGGAAGGGAAGACAUCAAGGCCAACCCGGAAAUCGCUCAGAAGUACAAGCAGUACAACAAGGUCCGCGAUAUCCUCUCUGGCAAGGUACCACCGUCCGCGAAAGAGGAUCCCAAGCCCAGGAAACGCAGGUCCGACGCCCACCUGGCCCAGACACCCACAAAGCGUACCAAACAAUUCGAGACUCCUUCUAAGAACCGCAAUGUCGACCAUGACGAGGGCCUGAUGAAUUCGCCCGCCAUCUCAAGAAAGCUCUUCAGCCCAGCUUCCGUGACAUCUCUUGGCCCGACCCCCCAGCGCGAUGGACGUGUUCUGGGAUUGUUCGAUUUGCUGGUGGAAAAGGAGUUGGGAACACCAAGGAGGGAUUCUCCCCGAAAAGGGGGUGCCCAACGAAGAAUCGACGCAACACCGAGCAAGCGAUCCGCCGCUAUGGACGAUGAAUUGACUGCUAGAUUGGGUCGGACGCCUAUGUCUUCGAGCAAGCGGCAGAGGUUAGACAACUUCAUGACGCCACAGAAGAACCGAGACGGGAACUUUGAUGCCGUCACGCCAAGUUCAGUGUCAAAACUUCAGUUCGACACGCCCGCUUUUCUCAAACGCCAUUCUCUUCCAGCUCUGGAUGAGAAUAGCGAGUUUGAUGCACCAGCACCGUUGAGACUACCACGCAAGUCCAUGGUGAAAGGACUGAGUGAGAUUGUUGCUAGUCUACGAAAAGUUGAGGAGGAUCAUCUGGACGACGAGCUGGAUGCUCUACGAGAAAUUGAGGAUGAGGAAAAUGGCAUAUCGAGACCGAAGCCACCGACUAUACCGCUACCCAAGGACGAUGUGUUGGAGGAGGAUAGUCAAGUCAGACAGCUUCCGCUUGGUGGGUUUGACGAUGAGGGUCUGUACGACAGUCCGGAUGAGGGAGUCAUGGGCCGAGAUGGAAACUCGAAUUCGUUGAGGGUAUUCAAGAAGAAGGGACAGAAGCGGACAACGAAGCGCUCCAACAUGAAGCCUAUACGAAUGAGGCGCCCGGAAAACAUAGGAGAGGGUGCAGAGGGCGAGGAGGUCGGCGAUGAGAACGAGGAUCCGAUCCCCGAGACGCAGGGAGAGGCUGGCGACGAGGAUGGAUCGGACUUUGAGAAUGCCAAGGCAAAGAAGACUAAAAAGUCUAAGAAGGCCGCGAGCAAGCCAGGACCGGUGAAGAAGGCGGCAAGAAAGGUCAAUGAGCUGGCUCAUGCAAACUUCCAGCGGCUCAAGCUAAAGAACAAUGGAUCCAAGGGAGGGCCAGGGUUUGGUAGCAGGUUCCGUCGGCGAAGAUGA
Ilyonectria robusta is the source of this 1410-nucleotide messenger RNA. Its product is annotated as DNA replication/checkpoint protein. Gene Ontology annotation, molecular function: single-stranded DNA binding; DNA replication origin binding. The transcript has 2 exons. Gene Ontology annotation, cellular component: DNA replication preinitiation complex. Gene Ontology annotation, biological process: double-strand break repair via break-induced replication; DNA replication; DNA replication initiation. Bases 1 to 1410 code for a protein of 469 amino acids. The record is from RefSeq and is a predicted model, not a curated record. Lineage: Eukaryota; Fungi; Ascomycota; Sordariomycetes; Hypocreales; Nectriaceae.